UUUUGUACAGGUUCAUGUCAUGGAAGAACCUGUGACUGAGACAGAAACGGAGACUUUGCCCGAUGCCCAGGUUGUGACAAACCAGAUGAUGGUCAUGCUGACUGAAGUCAAACAGCAUGCAGACGCUGUUUCCCAACUGGCCUUUGAGAUGACGAGACUGGUAGAGACACACAGAGCAGGAACUUUCCCCGUGUCUCCUGGUGCCGUACCUGCUUCCACUGUCCUUGUUCAACAGACAGAACAGCGACCAGAGUCCAAGACGGACUCAGACAGUGGCAAAGGCAGCAGCAGUGAUUCCUCUGAGGAGAGGUUGGAGAGUGAAGUGAGCAGAUGCCCCUCAAAAGAAGAUGAUGUUGUUACUUUAGCAUAUGGUAUCUCAUGCAGUUCUGAUGAGGAAGGUAUGAGAAGAGAAGCAACGCUAAGUUCCAUAGAACAAGAAGGAGAAGCUUGUUCAGAUGAUGAGUCACAGAAGAAGGACAGCAUCUCAUCCACUGAGAAAGUAGAGGGGUUAUGUAUGUCUGAGGAAGAUCAGGACUGCAGAAGCCCAAUUGAGGAAAGUGAUGUUCCUUCAGAAGAGGAAUCCCUUCCUAAUGAAGACAGACCACCAAUGUUGGAUGAGGAAGGUACGAAAAGAAACCAAACAAAAGAGACUGUUAAAUUUGGGUUAAUCCAUUGA
This is a messenger RNA of Thalassophryne amazonica, 676 nucleotides long. RefSeq lists its product as uncharacterized. The record is from RefSeq and is a predicted model, not a curated record. The coding region runs from base 20 to 676 and encodes 218 amino acids. Lineage: Eukaryota; Metazoa; Chordata; Actinopteri; Batrachoidiformes; Batrachoididae. The transcript is spliced from 4 exons.